AUGUCCAGCUGCUUCUGGGCAAGCCACCCGGACAGGCCCAAUGUGGGCCAGGGCACGUGGAAGUUGUAUGCAGUUCUGGAGACCUUCGAUACCACGCCGGGGUGGGAAGACCUGGAUUUGGUCGCGGUGGAUAUCCUGAACUACAUGCACAAGAACGUGCCGAGAAGGACGCGGCUGCCUCCUGGAAAUGGCGUGGUCCUCUUCACCAGCAUGAGCGAUGCCUGCGUGCUGGCGGCCUUGCACCACCAGGAUGCAAAUGCCCGGAGAGCAGCCACUCUUGUUGCUAGUCUUGACGUAGACUUCUUUCGAAUGACGUUGUACCAGGACACGCCUCACCUGAUCUUCGAUUCGUUCAGCAAGGUCGCUGCCCCUGUGAACUUCAUUGUGGCCAGGAAUGCGGACGACGUGAACUGCAACCUUGGUGAGAUUGGCAGGAUGCCGCUGAAGAUUGCCGUGAGUGCCUCUGCCUUCCGAACGGGCUGCGGGGUGGAGCAGAUGGGGUCUGAGACGGUGUUGACGGAAUUGCUGCAGCCCAUUGAGUCGAAGAG
This is a messenger RNA of Symbiodinium pilosum, 548 nucleotides long. Lineage: Eukaryota; Dinophyceae; Suessiales; Symbiodiniaceae. The record is from the annotation of a GenBank genome assembly.